Molecule: messenger RNA, 3520 nt
Organism: Rubroshorea leprosula
Lineage: Eukaryota; Viridiplantae; Streptophyta; Magnoliopsida; Malvales; Dipterocarpaceae
Source: the annotation of a GenBank genome assembly
GUUACGACUUAGGAGCAGUAGUUUUUAUUUAGGGGGUGGGGAGUAGCCGAGUAGUGGUGGUAUUGGAGGGAAUGGGUGAGCGGUUAAUUUAAGUCUCUCAACUGGUGGUAGCUUGACGAAGAAGAGUGCGUAGGUUAAGCGAAUCUGCUUUGUUCUUGGUGGGCGUAGGCUAAGUCGUAGAUAGAGGGGGAGGAGGAGAAACCUGUAAUCGGACGGAAAUAAGGGGAAGGGAGAAAGAGUCGCCGUGGAUGAUCUAUGUCGAAAAUGAAGCAUCUGCUGAGGAAGCUCCAUAUUGGGGUUGGAUUCAACGAGCACCAGAGGUUGGGGGAGGCUAGGCCUUUGAUCGACAGUCCUGGUCCGAACGCGACCUCGACGUCGAUGACGGCUACGACGUCGUCUGCGUCUCCUGGUUCUGGUAAUUCGAUGGCAAUGGGGAGAGUCGGGGCGGGUGAAUCGGUAGGGGGCGAUCCGACGGCUGGAGCUGGCGUGGAUUUUGGUCUCUUGGAGGAGGAAUUUCAGAUGCAGUUGGCGCUGGCGAUCAGUGCGUCGGAGCCUGAAACGGCUCAGAUCGAUGCUGCUAAGCGGAUCAGCCUCGCCGGCAGCAGCAAUGAUGCCCUUGCUGAUUUCUUUUCGCUUCGCUAUUGGACAUAUAAUGUUGUAAAUUAUAAUGAAAAAAUUAUGGAUGGAUUUUAUGAUGUAUGUGGCAUUACCUCCAGUUUGGCUGCCCAAGGGAAGAUGCCAUCAUUGGUGGAUCUUCAAGCAGUAUCUGUGUUAGAUAAUGUUGACUAUGAAGUGAUUUUGGUGAACCGGAUGCUUGAUCCUGAACUGCAAGAGCUUGAGAAAACAGUGUAUAAUGAAUAUUUGCAGUACCAAGCUUUUGGACAUGGUGCAGCUUUAAGUGGCUUGAUCCAGAAAAUUGCUGAUAUAGUUGUAAAGAAAAUGGGUGGCCCAGUUAGUGAUGCUGACGAGAUGACAAAAAUUUGGACCUUGAGAAGUAUAGAGUUACAGAAUUCUCUUAAUACUAUCAUUCUUCCUCUUGGACGUCUUGAUGUUGGAAUUUCACGACACAGAGCCCUGCUUUUUAAGGUUCUGGCCGAUAGGAUUGACCUCCCUUGUAUGCUGGUCAAAGGGAGCUAUUACACUGGCACUGAUGAUGGUGCUGUGAAUUUAAUUAAAAUUGAUAAUGAAAGUGAGUAUAUUAUUGAUCUGAUGGGUGCUCCUGGCACACUAAUUCCGGCUGAGGUGCCGAGUUGUCAUCUACCAAAUUCAGGAUCAUUUGUAAGAUGCUUUGCGGAUCUUACUGGUCCAUCCCAAGAUUCUAGUUUGUUGCAUGGCAAAGGACCUGGAAAUACGGCAGUUUCACCUAUUCUAGACUGUGUACCUAAAGUUGAAACCCAGAGGUUAGGGGAAGUGCUAGUGGGAGGCAAUCAGACCAAUGAAGAUGGGAGGAACCUUUCAGGAAAAAGGUUUGCUGGAAGAUCUGAAAAUGAGUUGGGGAAGAUAGUAUCGGUACCUAAACCAGGUGAUGGUUCAUCUGGCAGUAAUGGAAAACCAUCAUCUGCACAAAAGAGGAAGGUUAAAAAUGUUUCCAAAUAUGUUAUUAGUGCAGCAAAGGACCCUGAAUUUGCACAGAAGUUACAUGCUGUUUUGUUAGAGAGUGGUGCAUCACCUCCCCCAGAUUUGUUCAUGGAUAUAAAUUCCCAGGAUUUGGGUGAAUCAAAUAUGAUUGAACAAGUCAAUCCUGCAAAAGGAAUUUCAAGCCAGUAUCCAUCUUUUGUAUCCUCUGGACUGGAGAUGUCAGAUGGUUUUGAUUGGAGUACCAAAGUAAAGCCAGUAAGUCAACAUCAAAGAGAGUUAAAAGCAACUGACACAGAAUCUAAUGUUUCUUUGCCCACUGAAAUCACAAGUGAUGGAUUUCUGCUCAUUGGUAAUGUAACUAAUGAACAAAUGCAGGCUGAGGCUGUGGGUAUUGAUGUUGAUCCUAAGAAUGCACCCUCAAAAAGACAGCCUGAAAAUGCAUGGGUAGUGGAAGAUAGACUGAUACAAAGGAUUUCUGAUAACACUGAUUUCAAUGAAGAAUCUGAAAUGGGAUUAAUAGUGACAUCCAAAAGUGACCUGCAUAUUGCUGGCGAUGGUAACAGUGAGAAGAUUAAUCCAAUGCCAAGGGAGGUUGCAGAAUGUGAAAUUCAAUGGGAGGAUCUUCAGAUCGGGGAACGUAUUGGUAUUGGAUCUUAUGGUGAGGUUUAUCGUGCAGAUUGGAAUGGCACUGAGGUUGCUGUGAAGAAGUUUCUAGAUCAAGACUUCUCUGGUGAUGCAUUGGUUCAGUUCAAAUGCGAGGUUGAAAUCAUGUUAAGGUUGAGGCAUCCGAAUGUUGUUCUUUUCAUGGGAGCUGUUACCCGCUCCCCACAUUUAUCUAUACUGAUAGAGUUUCUUCCCAGGGGGAGUUUAUAUAAACUACUUCACCGACCUAAUCCACAACUUGAUGAGCGGAGGCGAAUGCGAAUGGCUCUUGAUGUGGCAAAAGGGAUGAAUUACUUGCACACAAGCCAUCCUCCCAUUGUGCACCGGGAUCUGAAGUCUCCAAAUCUCCUUGUUGACAAGAACUGGGUUGUAAAGGUCUGUGAUUUUGGGUUGUCUCGCAUGAAGCACCACACUUUUCUGUCUUCUAAGUCUACUGCAGGAACGCCUGAAUGGAUGGCACCAGAAGUUUUGAGGAAUGAACCAGCCAAUGAGAAAUGUGAUGUGUACAGCUUUGGUGUGAUAUUAUGGGAGCUGGUUACUCUACGCAUCCCUUGGAAAGGAUUGAACCCAAUGCAGGUUGUUGGAGCUGUUGGAUUCCAGAACAGGCGGCUUGAAAUUCCAGAUAAUGUUGAUCCAGCAGUUGCACAAAUAAUACGUGAAUGUUGGCAAACGGAACCACAUCUACGGCCAUCCUUUGCACAACUCAUGUUUCAGCUGCGACAUCUUCAACAUAAAUUCCUUGAGAGAUCGAACUCUGCAAAUCAAAAUAUAGAGUGAUCAACCCUUGUGUUGCUGUAAUAAGUAUUCUUGAAGCUGCUUCUUGGCUCGAAGAGCCAGGGAAGGUAGGCGGAAGUUUUUCCAUUGAUAUGCAAAUCCAAGUUAGAAGAAAGGAGCGUGGGAAGUGUUGGCUCAUUCGAAGUGGGGGAUCAACACUACCCGUUCGGGAGUACAGUGGUUUCCUCCUAAUCAGGCAACUGCACAAGAGCAGUGGAGGAUACCAUUUGAAAUGUUGUUUUUAGUGUUACAAAUAGGUAGAAUCGAAAAGGAAGGAAAAACUAAGAGAAAAGGAAAGGAAAAAUAAUAAGACUCUUUUUCAUGUUCAAAUGUCUGCGGAGGUCCCUGUUUGGGUAAGACAAAAAUCCCAGCCCUGGAAUUGUAAACAUCUGAUCUCCGCAGCCCUUCUUGGAAACAAAAAGCAAAAGUACAAAGGACUUGCUUGCUAUCGUGUUUUUGUUUUGUAUUGUCAUUUUCAUUAUCGGAAUAAUUGAAAAUAAAAACA